AUGGACGACGAAAAGAGACACCCUACCGAAUCGGUAGAAGAGCCGGAACCGGAACUCAAGCCGGCCUCUAUCAAAUCUCAUGAAGAAGACACUGAGUCCGAGCCUCAGGCACGCGAGAAAAGGGCUCCAGGACUUACCGAAAUUGAACUGGAAAGCCAACGAUCUGGCCUGCACCACGUGCGCUCUCAUGUCUCGACACACGAUGCCGCUAUCAUCACCACAGAGCCCGACCCGCACUAUGAGACAGGCGACGAGAUCUACGACCGCUUCACUUCACGCCACAAGAUGCUCAUCGUCGCCAUCAUGUCCUUCUGCUCGUUCCUGGCGCCCAUCUCAUCGACCAGUAUCCUGGCUGCGAGUCCAGAAGUCGUCAAGACGUACAAUACCACCGGAGCGAUCUUCAACAUCAGCAACGCGCUGUACAUGUUGUUCAUGGGAUUGAGUCCGCUGUUCUGGGGGCCUCUCGGGCAGACCUACGGGAGGAAAUGGCCUCUCUCCUGGGCCGCGGUGACUUUCACUUGCUUUUCCAUCGGGUCGGCUCUGGCUCCGAACCUGGCUUCGUACUUCGUGUUCCGCAUGUUGACUGCGUUCCAAGGCACGGCGUUCUUGAUCGUUGGUGGGACGGUCAUUGGUGACAUCUACAAGCCGGUGGAGAGAGGCACGGCGUAUGGAUGGUUCAUGAGCGGAACGCUUAUCGGUCCUGCAAUGGGUGAGUUAAAGCAAUACGGCCAAGUAAUCUGCUCUCACUGACAUGUCCCUCAUAGGUCCCUUCAUCGGCGGCAUCAUCGUCACCUUCGUCUCCUGGCGCAACAUCUUCUGGCUCCAAACCGCCCUCUCGGGCCUCGCCUCCCUCCUCGUAAUCUUCCUCCUCCCAGAGACAAUCCACCACCGCCGCAGCACCGAGCUGCAAAACCUCUCCCGCCCCCAACAAGCCGCGAAACUCUGGACCUGGAUCAACCCAGCCCGCAUCGUCAUCCUCUUCCGUUAUCCCAACCUCAUCGUCAUCGGGCUCGCCUCCUCCUCCCUCGUCUGGAACAUGUACUCCCUCCUCACGCCGAUCCGCUACGUCCUCAACCCUCGCUUCGGCCUCACCACCCCCCUCCAGUCCGGCCUCUUCUACAUCGCCCCCGGCUGCGGCUACCUCUUCGGCACCUUCUUCGGCGGCCGCUGGGCCGACCGCACCGUCAAGACCUUCAUCACCCGCCGCUCCGGCCAGCGCAUCCCCGAAGACCGCCUCCGCUCCUGCCUCACGGCCAUGGGCAUCGUCAUCCCCGCCUGCAUGCUCAUCUACGGCUGGUCGAUCGAAAAGGCCGUCGGCGGCAUCCCCUUACCCGUCAUCGCCAUGUUCGUGCAGGGCGUCGCCCAGCUCUUCUGCUUCCCCAGCCUCAACACGUACUGUCUCGACGUCAUGCAGGCGCGCAGCUCCGAGGUCGUCGCGGGGAAUUACUUCAUGCGCUACCUCUUCGGCGCCGCCGGUUCCGCGGCCGUCUUGCCCAUCGUCGAGGCUAUUGGCGUGGGUUGGUUCAGUACCAUUUCGGCUCUGUUCGUUGCGGCCGGCGCGGCCGGCACGUGGCUCGUCACGGUCUAUGGAAGAAGUUGGAGAGAAGCGAUCGAUAAGGGGAAGAAGAGCAACGAUGGAGACUGA
Molecule: messenger RNA, 1645 nt
Organism: Lecanosticta acicola
Lineage: Eukaryota; Fungi; Ascomycota; Dothideomycetes; Mycosphaerellales; Mycosphaerellaceae
Source: the annotation of a GenBank genome assembly